Messenger RNA from Aedes aegypti (yellow fever mosquito), 4064 nucleotides. RefSeq names its product protein amalgam (gene DIP-lambda). Gene Ontology annotation, cellular component: neuron projection. Bases 1218 to 2789 code for a protein of 523 amino acids. The record is from RefSeq and is a predicted model, not a curated record. Lineage: Eukaryota; Metazoa; Arthropoda; Insecta; Diptera; Culicidae. The transcript has 13 exons.
AUUCAGGAUUCAGUUCAUUACGAAAUCUCGUUCGGAGUGGUCGUUUUUUUGUCGUCGGUCGUUCGAAUUCGUCGAGUACUAGCUAUACGGAGCGUGUGGAAAAGCGCGCUUACGAGUCUAGGCUAAUCCUGUACCAUUAGAACAGUAAAAGGAUACAUCAUCUCUGGAUACAGUUCAACGGUCGUUUGCGUGUCGUUAUUGACUGGUAUUUGGACAUAAUAGCGGACGGUUGCCGGUCUACGAGGAUUUGAAGGUGCUGGAGUGUGAAGAACAGAACCGUAGGGGUCGAGUUUGAGCUUGAACAUGAUGGCAGCAGCAGUCAGUGAUAUCGUGUGCUGAUAGAUGAUAAUUGGAAUCAACGACGUGGUGGAAAGAGAGUGAUUUUAGAUAGCCAUCCGUAGUCGAUUUGUUGUGAGAAUCGGAAAUUCAAAUUGAACGGAAAGCUGGCACGCGAACGGAAACAACACACAAAACGGUUAUCAACCGAAGAAAUCUCACAGUGCGACGAGACAGGAUUUGAGGGCAGCGUUAGGUAGCUAAGCCGAUUACGGUGUCUGUCACAUGCGGAAACAGCAGCAGCUGAUGGUCCGGCACGUCAUCUCUUCCCCGGAUAAGCUGAACAGGGCGACGAAAAAUCACCGCACUCAGUCAGACCAACACUCCCUGCAAGCUGCCCAAAACACAAUUAGGAAAGCAUUCAACCCGGCGUAGAUCUCAGUUACCGUAGAAACCCAUUAUCAUCAGCGUCAUCAUUAGAAGAAUGGAGCAAUGCCUGAGGAACUCGCCCUAAACGAAGAACUAGUAGCACGCUGCUGUGGUGAAAAUUUUGCAUUUCUCGGUACUACAGAAGAGGAGGCACCAUCUGCACGGAUCUCCGCCAUUGCCCGGUUCAUACAUUUCCAAUGCAAUUUGGAAUUGCUUUUCCCCAAAAAUAUCCCAAUCUGGCCACGUGACUAUUUAGCUUACUAAAGUGAAAAAAAAAAACAAUACGAGAUAUGGAAGCACCGCUCAGGGAAGAGGCCAAAUGUGCAUACUAGAGUAGUGUUUUGUGGCGAGCAUUGGCUCUUUUAUUGUGUGAAAAAGUGAAUUCGUUGGUUAUGUAGUAAACGACCGACCAGAGUAAGGAAGAGGAGAACAUUAAUAUCUCAAAGUGGCGCUAGGAAUAGUAGUAAAAGUGAAGCCCGCAACCGAGCACAGUGCCGAAACGAAGCAUAGAAAUGGGACACAUAAAUUUUGUGGAGCUCAAGCUUUUGUUGAAUAUAUUGUUUGUGGCCAUACUGGUGAAUGGACAUGGAUCGCAAACGGAGACACAGCCGGAGUUCUUGGCUCCGUUGGACAAUCUUACGGUGACACAGGGACGGGAUGUGUCAUUUACUUGCGUAGUUAACAAUCUCGGACAAUAUCGGGUAGCAUGGAUAAAAUCCGACACGAAAGCAAUUCUGGCCAUUCACACUCACAUGGUGGCCCUGAAUCAGCGGCUGUCGGUCACGCACAACGGACACAAUACCUGGAAGCUGCACAUCUCGCACGUUCAGCUCAACGAUUCCGGAAGUUACAUGUGCCAAGUCAACACGGAUCCGAUGCGGCAUCAGUCCGGAAACCUGGAGGUGGUCGUUCCACCGGACAUCCUGAACAGCAACGAUCCCAACAGUGCCUCGCUGGAGGAAGGCGUUGCCAAUGAGAACGGCAACAUUCAACUAGUGUGCCAAGCGGUUGGAGUCCCUUUGCCAAAUGUGCAAUGGCGCCGGGAGGAUGGUAAGGACAUCGUGAUACGAACGGAAGGUCGAGAAAAACAAGUCAUGAAAGCCGUCGAAGGAGAAAGAUUGAUCCUGAAUCAGGUGCAGCGAACGGACAUGGGUGGCUAUCUGUGCAUCGCUUCCAAUGGAAUUCCACCCUCCGUCAGUAAACGAUACGACGUGCAAGUCAAUUUCGCACCCAGCGUUAGGGCGGGCAAUCAGUUGGUGGCCGCCCCGGUCGAAAGUCACGUCAUGCUCCAGUGCAUUGUGGAAGCUUUUCCAACGCCCCUCAACGGGUGGUACAAAAAUGACGGAGUCAAGCUGUAUCAGGGGGAAAAGUACGUAAUCGUGGAGGAGAAGAUCAACGCUUUCACUUGGCAACUCAACCUGACAAUAAGGCACCUGCAGAAGACGGACUUUGCUCCGUACGUUUGUUCCAGCAUAAACGCGCUGGGAAAGGCCGAUGCCCGGAUUCGGUUGCAAGAGCUGCGGCUGCCGCCGAAGCCGACCACAACUCCGACACCGUACGUGCCGCCCACUCCGAAACAGCCUCGCCGGAAGCAGCAUCAUCAAAGCCACGGAAAAGGAAGCCACGAGGGCAACGGAAAGGGCGCUGGCCCCGGCAAUGGCUUCAACCGGGACAGCUACAUAAUCAAUCACAUCCAGGAGAACGACAUGCUCGGUGGAUUCGUCUCGGAAGUGCCACCGAAGGGCGCGUACGGAACUGGUGCGGGGUACGGUUCCGGUGCCGGCGGAAUGUACGGCCCGGGAACAAACCACGGGACGGGUCCGGGCGGAAACAGCCUGGAAAAAGUGCGCAACACCCAAAUGCCGGCGUCGAUUCCCUCGCGGCAACCACCCCACUGGAUACUGAACAGCAACGGCGCUAUGGCGAGCAGUCGUGCAGGGUCAAAUGCGGUGCUGUUGGUGGCAGUGCUCGUUUCGGUGCUACCUCGCUGGACCGCGACUAGGUGGAGCGGGCUGGUGACGACCCUUGCGAGCAGUUGUUCGCUGAUGAUUUAUAGUCUGUUGAUGUUGCUGACAGUUACAUGAAAUUAUGUCUACUGCUGUUGGGUGUUAUCAUUACUGUUAGGAUGCGUGUGCAUAUUAUCAUCAUUAUAAAUACAUCUAUAACUCUAAAAACGAAUAUAUCGGUAUGGAAACAUGCUCGCACCCACUUGCGCGAAUGGAGAGCAAAGAGGCGGCCAAGAGAGGCGUUGGAGGAGCGGAAUUCAUACACUGUUGCUGAGGUGACCCAGUGGAAUGUUAUGCGGCGGGGUCAAACUUGUGCUGGAAUGCUGGAUAUGGAGAUAACAUGACCUCAAAGCAUACAGCUCAUCAUACGGCGAGUGCAGCACAAAGGAAAUCCCGAUGACUAUAAAUUUUCACGAGCAGCAUCCUCUGUCGGUAAAUCACGGUGGUAUCAAGUCAACAAAUAACUCCUCCGACAAAUUUGCUACCGACAUAUCCAACCCACAAGUCAUAAUCACUAUAUCCCUAAUGAUAAACUUCCAAACAAGUCAAACACAAUAUCAGACAAAAUGCGAUUUCACAAAACUCUGCAAACGGCAUAAACAGCACGUUUCCAACUCGUCGUUCGAUCAUUGAUGUAACAUCGAUUGAACUUCUGUUUGUUGUAAAUAUUGCACAUAAGAGCAAAUAGACAUGUGGAAAAACGACUCGCUUCGAUGGGACGUUGACCCAGCAUAAUAUCAAAAACAACAGAUGAUUGCGGAAUGUUACAAAACUGUUGAACUGUUUAUACUAAUCACAACACAAAUAUGUACGUUCCGGUGAUAAUCGAUGACAUCAAAGUGAAAUGUGUACCAUGCAAAUAAGCACACCGAGUGGAGUAGACAUUUUUUUUGCGAUAUAUCCUCUGAAUAGCGGAAUGGGCUAGGGAAAAUGUGAAAAUUAUCCCUGUUGAUGGCAUGUGUAAAGGUAGUAAAUGUAGACUUUAUUAUUUGAGACGGGGGAAAACUGUAAAUAAGGUUGUUGGACAGAUCAGUCUUAGCUAAUUUAACAAAAUUAUAAACUGAAAUCAAACAUGUUCAAAAGACAAACUAUUGAAUAUAUAUAUCACUUGGAAUUAAGGUAUUGUGAAAUAAAAGGGUUUUCUACAAAUUAACAAAUUUUAAGCAUUAUGCCGAGAUGUUUGAGUGAGACCGAUGGGUGGUUGAGAAAGUUUAUUAAGAAGAAGAAAAAUCAAUGACAAUAAAUAAUUUAAUUAUGAAGAUUACUAAAGAUAUGCAUAAAAUACACUAAAAACUGUCGGGAGACUCUAUUAACAUAUAAACAUCCACAUUGACUAUGUAAUCAAAAUAUUCG